Copidosoma floridanum is the source of this 3520-nucleotide messenger RNA. RefSeq lists its product as uncharacterized. Lineage: Eukaryota; Metazoa; Arthropoda; Insecta; Hymenoptera; Encyrtidae. The record is from RefSeq and is a predicted model, not a curated record.
CAAAAAAAAAAAAAAAAAAAAAAAAGAGAAUCAUCUCCGUCCCAGUGUUAACUAUAUCUCUUCCUCGGGGGUGGUCCACAAGUGACUCUCGACGCGAUGAAAAGGAGACGCGACUGUUGUCAGCCGUGAGGUAAUCGCGCGCGAGUUUUUUUGUUUUCGUUUACUCGCACGGCGGCUAAACUUUGGUGAAACCCUCGACCCGGUGUUUAACGCACGCGUAUGCAAAUAUAGUUCGGGCCGGGGUGCAUCGAGAGUGAAAAUAUACAGCGCAGCCGCGAGUUUGUCCGCUGUGCGCGGAAAAUCAUCGGCCAGGAUGAUGAUAAUGAUGACGGGAGAGUCCGAUUGACCCGAGGCCCAAGUGCCAUAGGUAUAGGAGACAGCGCCAACACAAAAGUACACCAUCGGAUAGACAGGACAAAAGAGUAGGAGCACCGGGUCGACCGGUAGGAGACAGAGCCGGCAGGAUGGGCAGCAGGUCCGUGGAGGCCUCGGUGGCGAAAAAGUGCCGGUCCAAGGAGGGCCUGCUCGGAGGGAGUUCCGAGCAGUACCAGCAGCAGCAGCAGCACAAUGGCAGCUCGGUCAACUGGACGAUGUGCCUGCUAUGCGUGACGAGUCUCGCGGUUUCGGGGCUGCUGGCGUACCGGGAGCACCGGCUCGAGAUGCGCAUCGCCAAGCUCGAGAGCGCCUGCCGAGUGAUGGAUGAUGGACCCCACCAGCAGGAUAACGUGCUCGUCAAGAGGCUCCAGCGGGAGGUCAAGCAGCAGAUCGAGGAGGUGCAGAAGAGCCUUGCCGCCGGUGGUGCUGUGGAUGCCGACGGGAUCUUCAGGAUCAAGAGGGAGUCCGCCGACUGCAGCUGUCCGCCAGGUCCACCAGGUCCUCCAGGACCGGCAGGCAAGCGCGGCAAAAAGGGAAAAAAAGGCGACCCUGGCGAGCCAGGCGCACCGGGACGAAAAGGCGAGACUGGCGAUAUCGGACAAAUGGGAUCUUCCGGACUGCGUGGCUACCCUGGGUUCCCGGGACCCAUCGGAAUGGAUGGACCUAAGGGAGAUGCAGGCCGGCCAGGUGACAAAGGACAAAAGGGAGAGUCCGGAAGCCCAGGAUUCGACGUAUUCUCCGCAGUAAAGGAACUUCAGGCGCAGGGACUAAAUAUCACCGAGCAGCAGAUCAUUACGCUCAAAGGCGAACAGGGCGAGCCUGGUCCUCCUGGGCCUCCUGGUCCCCCAGGAGUCGAAGGGAUCGCCGGUCACGACGGACGGCAAGGGUCACCCGGCGAAGUGGGGCCUGCCGGUGAAAAAGGAGCGCCGGGGCCUACGGGGCCUGAAGGGCCUCAAGGACCAGCAGGAGUUGCCGGAACUAAGGGCGAUAAAGGCGACAAAGGCGAGCGUGGCUUGACGACGUCGAUAAACGGCGAGCCAUUUGCUACGGGUGUCAUCGAGGGUCCGCCUGGACCCGCAGGACCACCUGGUCCUAAGGGAGACUCUGGAACGCCAGGGUUGACUGGUGCCGACGGGCUCAACGGCGAGCCCGGUAUCCAAGGACCUCCUGGAUUACCUGGUCUUGCUGGAACGAAAGGAGAAAAGGGAGAUUAUGGUGAUAUUGGGCCUCCAGGACUUAUGGGUCCUCCUGGAUUACCUGGACCGCCGGGAUACCCAGGCCAAAAAGGCGACAAGGGCGACAAAGGCGAAUCGGACUCUCUGGACUGGAAUAAACAGAAAUACAAAAAAUUAAGGCGGAGACAGGGUGACAGCACGUUUGAAGUGAAUGCUGGUGAAAUGACGGGUUCAUAUAUCAUGGGACCUCCUGGACCACCAGGACCUGCAGGCUCACCAGGACUCCAAGGUCCUCCCGGUAUUAAGGGAGACCGAGGGCGUGAUGGAGCUAAGGGCGACCCUGGUGAAAAGGGUCCAAAAGGUGAUCCUGGCCCCAUGGGACUUCCGGGACCGAUGGGACUUCGAGGGGAAUCAGGGAGGCCAGGAGAAGGAAAACCAGGCACCAUGGGCCCACCUGGAUUAGACGGUAUGAAGGGAGCCCAAGGCGAGCCUGGUACAAAAGGAGAACGAGGAGAAACGGGUUUGCCCGGAACUGACGGGAUUCCGGGUUCUGAGGGACCAAAAGGUGACGCGGGACUAAAGGGCGAUCCUGGACCACAGGGCAAACGCGGCAAGCGCGGCGAGAAGGGCAACAAAGGCGAGCAGGGCGUGCCAGGACUUGACGCCCCAUGUCCCGUGGGACCCGACGGUCUUCCACUGGCGGGCUGCGGCUGGAGACCGCCCAAGGGGCCAACGAGCACGCUGCCACCGCCGAUUGAUGGCCCGGAGCCAGCCGAGACGGACUACGACGAGCAAGAGCAGGAACACGAGCACGAGCACGAGCAGGAACAGGAACACGAGCAGGAGGAUGAGUACGAGGAAUUCCCCGAUGAGAACGCCAACAUGGCUGAGCAAUAAUUAUUGUCACCCGCUGGAGAUGAGAACACUACCACUACAGGGAACAACAACAACCCACACAAUCGACUCGUGCACCGAUGAUAAUGAUGAUGACGAUGAUGCCUUACCUACACCUGUCCAUUACUAUAUACCGUCACGCAUUUAACUCUAAUAUACUCACUAAGCUUUUAUUGCUGACAUUUUGUCAUCGGAGAUCCGUCAAAUCUUACGUCUCAUUUACUAGAGAAAACAACAAAUAAAACAAACAAAACAUUAUACACGUAUCUCCAUACAUAUAUAUAUAUAUAUACAUAUAUAUACAUACACGCAUACUAAUCAAGGCCUAACGAUUGGGACUCACUGCUCGUGCCAAAAAGUAACAUCUUACGCAAGUGGUUGGAGGAGGAAGAUGAAGAGUAAACAUGGACAAUGAGUGAUCUAUUUCGUCGAGGAAAAAUCAUCGAAGAUCUUCCAUUAUUUCUCUCAUAUUCUUCAUAGAGCAUUUGGAUUGACUUAAAAUUAAUUGAAAUGAAACAUGCAAAUAAAAAAAAAAAAAACUUGCCAGUAAGUGUUGUAAAUAAAUGUACCUACAAUGUUAAGCGCCAAUAGAAUGUGUACAUAAAUAUGCUGAAAAUACAAGCAAAAAAUAAAUUUUUUAAUAUUAAAGGAUAAUAAUAUUGGUCUAAGAAAAUGGUUGCAUCAUGCAGAGUGUGUUUGAAUGUGACGCGUUCUAAUGCUGAAAUAUUGUUUAUCUUAAGAAAUCAUUGGUACAAAUUUAGUGUCAGUGAAAAUAUACAAGUUUUUAUUUAAAAAAUUUAUCAAAUAUCUUCUUUUCGCGGCUUUCAGAUAUCGUGUCAGCUGUAGCUCCGGUAUGAAAAAGUCUGUUUCCAUUUAUGUGUAUAUGUGACACUAGAGUUUGUAAAAAAUUAUUAAGAUUAGAAUAUCCUAAAACGAGCUAUUGUAUUAAAAUCCUAGUUUCAAGAAAGAAGUAUUAGAAGUUAUAAUUAUAAGUAAACAUUUAUAGUAUAAUACAACUGUUGAAGUGUAUAAAAAUUACUAUACAACGCUCAUUUUCGUAUACCUAUAUAUAUGAG